Messenger RNA from Abrus precatorius (Indian licorice), 632 nucleotides. RefSeq names its product acyl carrier protein 4, chloroplastic-like. Gene Ontology annotation, biological process: fatty acid biosynthetic process. The transcript is spliced from 4 exons. Lineage: Eukaryota; Viridiplantae; Streptophyta; Magnoliopsida; Fabales; Fabaceae. Gene Ontology annotation, molecular function: acyl carrier activity; phosphopantetheine binding. Bases 92 to 520 code for a protein of 142 amino acids. The record is from RefSeq and is a predicted model, not a curated record.
UGUUGGGCCAAGUAUCAAACACUUUCCACUUCAUUAACCCAAUCCCUAUCUCUUAUUCCUCUCUCUCUCUCCACCCUUUACCUUAGCUUCAAUGGCCUCUGUUUCAGCCACUUUUCUCAGCUUCCAACACUCUUUCAAGCUCUCUACAAUCACUAGCCAGGCUUCUUACAGAACUUCAAGUUUGGGGACAGUUUCUAUGGAAUGGGGUAGAAGGAGUUUUCCUUCUUUGAGAUCUUCCCGUUUUUGCAUUUGUGCAGUCCAGGCACAACCUGAGACAAUGCAGAAGGUGUGUGAGAUUGUGAGGAAACAACUUGCUCUUACCCCCGAAACUGAGCUUACCCCAAAAACCAAGUUUUCAGAACUUGGUGCUGAUUCCCUUGACACUGUGGAAAUAGUGAUGAGUUUAGAGGAAGCGUUUGGCAUAAGUGUUCAAGAAGAUGGCUCUGAAAACAUCACAACUGUUCAAGACGCGGCUGAUUUAAUAGAGAAGCUGGUUCAAGAGAAAGGUGAAGCUAAUUAAGAAGGAAAUUGCAUGGAAAAUGCAGAGUGAGUGCACAAGUGUAACUCAAUGAUGAGGUUAAUCAUUUUGCCAAUUUACGUGGCCUUUUUUUGUGCUUGGGCGUAUUCUUUAG